Lodderomyces elongisporus is the source of this 996-nucleotide messenger RNA. It is a transcript of the gene CKB1, whose product is annotated as casein kinase 2 regulatory subunit. Lineage: Eukaryota; Fungi; Ascomycota; Pichiomycetes; Serinales; Debaryomycetaceae. The record is from RefSeq and is a predicted model, not a curated record. The coding region runs from base 1 to 996 and encodes 331 amino acids. The transcript has a single exon. Gene Ontology annotation, biological process: regulation of transcription by RNA polymerase III. Gene Ontology annotation, cellular component: cytoplasm; protein kinase CK2 complex; UTP-C complex. Gene Ontology annotation, molecular function: protein kinase regulator activity.
AUGCCCAGUGACCUUGAGGAUGAAUACGUUCCGUGGAUCCAACAGUUCUGUGAAUUAUUUGGCCACGAUUACUUCGUACAGGUAUCACAAGAUUUCAUUGAAGAUGACUUUAACUUGACUGGUCUCUCGCUGCAGGUUCCAUUCUAUAGAGAAGCCUUAUACACAAUACUAGACUACCAAGUCGAAACGGCUGAAGACCAUGCAAACAACACAACUACCACCAUGGCAGCAAACCCAUCCUGCAGCAAUAAUCACAAUAACAGCGCAAAUAUGAGCGCGAACAACAACAACAACAAUGAGUCUUCUCGGGGUGGUGCAUCAAUGGCAUCGAAAUCAAAAGUGUCUACCACGACUCCCGACUUGCCAAAUAAGGCUUUGUUGAUGCGUCUGGCUGAAUUGUUGUAUGGAUUAAUCCAUGCGCGCUACAUAGUCUCAAAACAAGGUCUCACGGCCAUGGCAUCGAAGUUUGAAAAGAACGAUUUUGGCUCUUGUCCUCGAUACUUUUGCGAUGGAAUGCACCUAAUACCUGUUGGAUCCACAGAUAUACCUGGUCAGGAGACUGUGCGAUUAUACUGCCCUUGUUGCAAUGACAUAUACUUGCCUUCAAGCUCGAGGUACCUAAAUAUUGACGGUGCAUACUUUGGCACAACGUUUCCGGGGCUCUUGGUAAAGAUGUUUCCCGAAAUCGAGAACCAGUGUCGGAUAAGAAUAAAUAAGUUUAGUCAGAAUGAUUUUGGAUUGAAAUUAUUCGGAUUCAAAAUCAAUGAGUUGAGCUCAACCGGACCGAGAAUGAAGUGGUUAAGGAUGCAUCCAAAGACUUUAGAGGAAAAGAAAGAAUACGAUUUUUGCGAGUAUAGUGUACCUAAGUUGGCGUUUGAUGGUGAGGAUGAUGAUGAUGAGGAGGAGGAUGACGAUGAUGAUGACGAAAUGGAAGAUGAUGAUGAUGAAGAAGAUGAAGGCCAAAAUGAUGAUGAUAAAACAAUGGCAAGCGAAUAA